AUAUUCAUCAUAUGAUAUAAUACAUCAGGUUUAUUUUAGGCAACGCCCUAAGGCUGCAGCAGACUCCAAACCCGACCUGAGCUCACCGCCUUCUCCUGACAAUAAUACCUAUACUUAUAUAUUAUAUAUACCUCUCUGUGUCAGUGUAACUGUAUAACCCCCUCCCCCGACUCUCUGCCCAUUAUGGGAUAUUUCUGGACUUGGGAUCAUAUCUGAGCUCUCUCCCCCGCCGGAUCCUCCCUCCCUCCAAACAUCACUCAGUCCUCCUUCUUCUGUCCCGCAGGCUGGCGGAGCCCUGCACUGCACCCGCACUCUCCGAAGCCUCAAGAUGGGCUCCCUGAUCUUAACCACCUGCAUCCUGUCCACCCUCGUCUCUAUGGGUUAUUCCAUCAAUUGUUUUGUCUGCAGAGCUGAAGGACAAUUCUCCUGUAGCGGAGAAGAAAAGUCUUGUCCAAAGGACUAUGUGUGCGGCUCCACCAGCACUAUUACUAUCAUGGACGGGAUGCAAACAAAAACCUUUACCCGGUCUUGUGAAAGAAGAAAUGUGUGUGGAGUAGUUGGGACUAUCGGCUACCAACGGGGACAGGUGAAAACAGCAACGUCCUGUUGUUACACAGAUUCCUGCUUUCCUUCUACCCCUGCAUUACCACUCGAUGAAGCUCGUAAGAAUGGACUGAGUUGUUCUAGCUGCACGGCCCACGAUUCAGACUGGUGUCUCACUAAAGAAAAAAUUGAAUGCACCGGACAAGAAAACAAGUGUAUUUUCAUGAGUCGCGUCUACUCAGGAGCAAAAUACAGCAAAAAUGCUUUUCGCGGUUGUGGAACUAAAGCGAUUUGUGACCUUGGAAGCCAAACCCAUAACUUUGGGGAUGUCAGCCUCCGAACAGAGAUUACGUGUUCAAACCAGGGCCCCAAUCUUCAUUCCAGUUUUUUCAUUUUGCUUGUAACUGUUGCACUAUCAUCCAAAUUUCUUUUCUAGCCUGCUCCUCGUGGGCGGGGCUCUACAACUGUACAGUGUGCCGCUGUUACCGGAGAUCAUUUGACUUUGGCAGGUUGGGGCAGCGGAAGCACAACAUCUACUGGCAUUAUUAUUAGUAGUAUUGUGUUUUUUUUUAGCCCUAAGCACUUUAUCGUAUGCAUUUGGUAUGAAUGUGCUGUGCAUGAGGCAAGACUUCACUGCAGUUGCUGUUUACAUGUCUGCUACGGCCCUCUGCCUUCAAAAGUGUUGAUACCAUGAGGAAAAUAUUGUCCUAAUGAGCAUGCGAUUCCAAGGUACCGCUCACCUAUUACUAUAUUACAAUGCAUUCAGAUACUAUUCAGAUUUUAUGUUACUCUUAAUCCUGUUCUAAUACCCUAUUACUUUACCCUGUGCCCUACAUUGCAAAAGCGGGGCUUCUGUUAGGGGUGACGAUAAUACAAAAAAGUCUAUAAUAAGGAAUAACGCUAAUCUAAAACCUAUAACCUAAUAACCCUAGGCUAUGCAUUGUAAAGCAAAACUAAAGCUACAGUAGAGCGCUCAUCUGUAUCCGGAAAAGAAACCUGUACUUCAUAAUAGGGUUGGCCUUAAUCCAACAUUGGGAGCGCCGGUACCAGGGACGGACUGGGAAUUAAAAAAAAAACUAAAAGUGGUCCCGUUUUGUAGUCGGUCCAAAUUGGUGGAAGGCAGGGCACAUUAUACCACCGCAAAGGAGCCAAACACCACAGUCCAUCACAAAAUACUGCCCCCCAGCAGAACAAAAUACAUCCCUAAAAACUUCCACUGGCCGGCUGUGAGGAGUCUAUAAGCCAAGGUCUAUGGCCAAUCGACCCCAGGCCGGUGCCUUCUGAAACAGCUAAUUGACGGGUGUCGGACCCCUACCGAUAUGAUACUGUGUGUCGGGCCCCUACUGAUCUGAUACUGAUGACCUAUCCAUCGGUUCAAAAAUAUAGGAAAAUCCCUUUAAAUUGGUUCUUUGGGCUACGAAUAUUGAUGACCUAUCCUCAGGCUAGUGUAUGAAUAUCAGAUCGGUGGAGGUCUGACAACUGACAGGCUCGGUAUACUGUGUAGUUUCCGGUACCAAUAUUCUGCAGCUCGGCUCUCUUUCUGUUGAAUGGGAGCUGAGCUGCAGUACCCCAGCACAGCCACUAGGCAGCGUAUAGAGCUAUCUGCUCCCACAGCAUAGUUU
Molecule: messenger RNA, 2165 nt
Organism: Bufo gargarizans (Asiatic toad)
Lineage: Eukaryota; Metazoa; Chordata; Amphibia; Anura; Bufonidae
Product: phospholipase A2 inhibitor and Ly6/PLAUR domain-containing protein-like
Exons: 6
Coding region: 329-979 (216 amino acids)
Source: RefSeq, a predicted model, not a curated record